Messenger RNA from Corticium candelabrum, 1171 nucleotides. RefSeq lists its product as uncharacterized. Lineage: Eukaryota; Metazoa; Porifera; Homoscleromorpha; Homosclerophorida; Plakinidae. The coding region runs from base 43 to 1023 and encodes 326 amino acids. The transcript has a single exon. The record is from RefSeq and is a predicted model, not a curated record.
GUACGCGUAAGGUGAUUCACAUUUAUUGCGUCAUUUCGUCCUAUGACCCUGUCCCGUGAGCAGGGUGUAAAGCGCAGGCGUCAGUCUGAAUCGAGUGGAGUCGAACCGCCAGCGAAGAUGUUGGCUGCGAAUAGUGCCGAGCGCCACAGUCUGUGGAACGUGUCACUGAAGAAGCUGCAGGUGUGUCAAGCGGUGGGCACGGAGCGUUGCCUGAGAAAGACGGUACUCGUCUACAACACGCUCAAAGUCAUACACUCAACGUUCACCGGCGUCAGCGUGUCCGACGGAGAGACGGCAGCAGAUGUGGAUGAUGCAAAUGACAAGCUACAGAGUUGUAAGAGUUCACCGCUCUUGGAGGAGUGUGGGGACGUGAUGGUAGCGGGUGAACUCAUCAGCGACGAGCUAGAAACGUUAGAUGAUCACAUCGAGUUGGAUAUUUACAGCACGAACGACGACGAAUGCACGAGUGUCGUUUAUUACAAUGAGGAUUUUGAUGAUGAUGAUGAAGUCGAGGGUUGGAACAAAGAAGCAGGAAGCUCCUCGUUUUAUGAUAAUGAGCGUGAGGGGACGGGGAAAAGGUGUCCGUUGACGGCGAGAGAAGGAAACGAGAGCAAACGCGUUUGCGUCGGUGAGCACGAGAUCAAGUUUGAAAAGCUGGGAGAAAGCGGUGAGCUCGCAGACCGUGCACGUGACCAACAUGUCGACGUUCUGAGCUCGUGUAUGAUGCAUUGCUGUCUGCAGACGGGAACGAGCGGUUUCCGUGAAAGUUUUUACGAGAGUUCUUCACUUCUCGAAGACUCGCUGCAAUGCGUCAAUUCGGACGUUUCUCCGAAUAACACGACCGCUUCCGGUUAUUGUGAUGACGUCACUGAGUGUCGCUUUCACAUUGGAGUUGAUGAUAAUCCUGUCUCCGCCUUGUUGAGCUGUGCUAAUCAGAGAAGUCAACUGUCUUCCUGUGCGUUGGAAGUGGCAAAUCCAGCAGGAAGCGAGCACUCCAGGUUGGUUGAGAUCUUGGAAAACUAGUGAAGAGUAGUAUAAUGAAUGGGGUGAUAGUAAUAUGGUAUGCUAGUGUGGUUUAACUGUCUUCUAGUGGAAUGCAUGGAAUUGUUACAUGUCUGGUCAUUGUAGCAACAGUUAUAUGAAAUGCAAAGAUUACUAAGAGUGUAUAUUA